GAUACGCUUACGUCUCAAUACACCAAAAAUCUGUACUAGUGGAUUCACAAUUUCACUAAUUUAAGGAAAAUUAAGAUUCCUAAAAGUUUUGGGCAAAGCUUCCACAGCAAUCUAGUCUUGCACCAUGUAAAAACACACCUUAAAUGCAUACUUGCUUCAACACUCUCAACGACCCACUCCAAAAAUGAUGAACACUAGAUCCAAAGUCAGGAAAACCCAAGACCCCCUCAAGUACUUAUACAAACAGGUUUCCAGGUUUGAGUACAAUCAAGAAUCCACCGAUUCUGGAGCUUUAAUCGGUUCCAACGAUGACAUAAUAACCGAAAUCCUACUUCGGCUCCCUGCUAAGUCUAUCCUUCGAUUCAAGUGUGUAUCCAAACACUGGCUAUCCCUUUUGAGCCACCAGUGUUUUACCCUCCGUUAUGAUAAAGUGUUGAAAUCUCCUGGUCUUUUUUACGAUUCUUCGUAUAUUCCAUUUGAUGAUGGUGAAGACAGAACGACUCCACCUUGUUCUGGUCUUGUUGACCAUAAUAUCCAAGUUGUGCAAUCUUGUAACGGGUUACUGCUUUGCCGUGGAAAUCCAGGGGAUGAAUAUGCAUUUGUAUACUCCGUACUUAAUCCCACCACUAAACAGUUCACCAUCAUCCCGCCAAUCCAUGGACGCAGGAAAGAUCGUAGAUUAAUUUGUUUUAUGGGUCUGGCCUAUCAUAUAACAGACUGUGUUCAUUUUAAAGUUGUUUGUAUUCGUUAUGCAAAGGUUUUUGAGGACCUUCUUCAGGUUCAAAUCUACUCGUCUGAUACAGGGAAAUGGAAGAUUUUGAAUGAAUCUUUCUCUGUGCCUCAUUAUACAUUUUUGCGAUCUGGGGUUUAUUGGAAGGGAGCGUUUCAUUGGAUUCCAUCUUGUCUUGACCCUAUGUACUUAAAUCUCAAGACAAAUAAGCUGCAAAAGUUACCAUUGCCCUGCCCGUUGCCAGUGAGGGUAGAACCCUUUGGAGGCUAUUGCGAUGGCAUUGUCCCAUUUUACUUUGGGGAGUCUGGAGGCCAUCUGCAUUUGGUUGCAGGAUCCCAUCUUGAAUACCACUUACACCUGAACGUGUAUGAAAUGUUGAGUGAUCAUUCAGGGUGGUAUAUCAAGUACCAAGUGGAGCUUGAUGAGCUUCCAACUCUUUAUCCGGAGGUUAUUGAUUACUCCAGACAUCCAUCACACCCUAAUUAUUACACACUCCGAAUGAUAGACUUGGUUAGAGGUGAAGAAGAGGAAGAUACAUUUAUGGUGCUGAGAAUUCCUAAUAAGAUCAUAAGCUACAAUGUCAUUAACAAGAGUUUCAAGCUGAUAUUGCAUUUCCCUGACGUUCCUGAUAACAGAGUUUCAUAUGCGGAAGUUCAUCGAUAUAUCAAAACCUUAUCGUUGUUCUGAAGGAUAUAUAAUAUCCCAUUGUCAUGUACUCGUAUUUGUUAAUAACAAUAAAGGUGAAAUUACUGGUCUUCAAGAUUUGUACAAAAUAAAUGUAAAAUUUCUGAUUUUCAAGGUUGAAA
This is a messenger RNA of Erigeron canadensis, 1536 nucleotides long. Its product is annotated as F-box protein At5g07610-like. The record is from RefSeq and is a predicted model, not a curated record. Gene Ontology annotation, molecular function: protein binding. The transcript has 2 exons. NCBI's taxonomy places the organism in Eukaryota, Viridiplantae, Streptophyta, Magnoliopsida, Asterales, Asteraceae. The coding region runs from base 185 to 1417 and encodes 410 amino acids.